Danaus chrysippus (African queen) is the source of this 540-nucleotide messenger RNA. The record is from the annotation of a GenBank genome assembly. Lineage: Eukaryota; Metazoa; Arthropoda; Insecta; Lepidoptera; Nymphalidae.
UUGGUCGACCAGUUGGACGAUCAGUUGGUCGAUCAGUUGGUCGACCAGUUGGACGAUCAGUUGGACGAUCAGUUGGUCGAACAGUUGGUCGACCAGUUGGACGAUCAGUUGGACGAUCAGUUGGACGAUCAGUUGGUCGAUCAGUUGGACGAUCAGUUGGUCGACCAGUUGGACGAUCAGUUGGUCGACCAGUUGGACGAUCAGUUGGUCGACCAGUUGGACGAUCAGUUGGUCGACCAGUUGGUCGAUCAGUUGGUCGAUCAGUUGGUCAAUCAGUUGGACGAUCAGUUGGUCGAUCAGUUGGACGAUCAGUUGGACGAUCAGUUGGUCGAUCAGUUGGACGAUCAGUUGGUCGACCAGUUGGACGAUCAGUUGGUCGACCAGUUGGACGAUCAGUUGGUCGACCAGUUGGUCGAUCAGUUGGUCGAUCAGUUGGUCAAUCAGUUGGACGAUCAGUUGGUCGACCAGUUGGACGAUCAGUUGGACGAUCAGUUGGUCGAUCAGUUGGACGAUCAGUUGGUCGAUCAGUUGAUCGAUUGA